CAUGGGGCCCACCGUCAGAGGUUGCUGAAGGCAUGCUCUUGCUUUAAGACUUCACCUGAGUGCACAGAUCUCCAGUGGAACUAAACCGUGCGCAGAGGAAUUUUUAUUGUGAAACUCCUGUGCUAACUUUCUUCCUUGACCGCUCCACACUUGCAUGGAUUAUAGUUCUGGUCUCCUGCACACAGAAAAGUUCUGAUCUGCUGGGAGCAGAGAUGGAGAGCGAGGAGGAGUGGAAGAUCUCGGUAUGGCUGUGCCAGGAAGAGAAGCUGGUUUCGGGGCUCACCAGACGCACCACUUGCGCCGAUGUGGUUAAAGUCCUGCUUGACGAUCACAACGAGAAGGAGCCUGAGGAAGGGUCCAUGCUGUUGGGGCCUCCUCACUCUUACUGCAUUGUGGAAAAGUGGAGGGGCUUUGAGAGGAUACUCCCCAACAAAACUAAAAUAUUGAGACUUUGGACUGCCUGGGGAGAGGAGCAGGAGAACGUGCGAUUUGUGCUGGUUAGGAAUGAGGCCUCGCUGCCUAAUAUAGGACCCCGAAGCGCUGAAGCCAAGGUGGUCCUCAGCAGGGAUAGCCAAUGUCCUUUUAGAGGAACUACAAAAGCCACAACGGCCCUGACACAAGAAAGGCAGCGCAGGGUAGUUAAAAAGGCUUUCCGAAAAUUGGCCAAGAUGAACAGGAAGCGGCAGGAGAGUUUUUCCAGAGAUUCCAACACAGUGGAGAAGAUGGAAACGCUGGUACAUAUGGUUCUCUCCCAGGAUCACACCAUCCGUCAGCAGGUGCAGCGGAUCAAGGAUCUGGACAGAGACAUAGAAAGGUAUGAGGCUAAAAUCCAUUUUGACAGGAUGAAAAAACAUGGGGUUAACUAUGUCCAAGAUACAUACCUGGUCCCUGACAAGGCUUGUGACAGCAGUAAAGAAGACGAAGGUUCUGCAGACCAACUUUUUGUUGACUAUGAGGACUACGCUCAGAAAUGUGAGGGGGUCCUGUUACUUCAGGAUCAAAUAACACAGCAGGAGGAAUUGAUUGAGGAGAUUACUGCCCAGAUCCAAGAGGAGCUAAAUAAAAGGUGGAUGGACCGGCGUCAAGAGGAACUGUCCUCAAAAGAACAGGAGACGGACUCUACAAGCGGCGACCUUGUGGACUGUGAAAAUGAACUCUUCCUUGAGCAAGAGAGGGUUAAAACGGAGCUCAGUACCAGUCUCUACAUAGGACUAAGGUUGAACACAGACCUGGAGGCUAUGAAGGCCGAUUUGGAGUACACCCAAGAAGUGUGGAAUGAGAAAGAGAAUGAACUGCAAAGUCUUUUGCAGAGUCUGAGUGCCGUGGAACUUUCUGAUACCCAGGAGAGCUCUGAGGAGCACAGUCCAGGUUGUUCCGAAGUGGUAGAGAGAAGCUCUGUCGACAGUCCAAGAGUAUGGGUUGAGAAAGAUGUGGAAAGGUGUACAAACUGCGAAGGGAACGAUGAAGAUUCAGACACGGGAUUAAGUUCCAUGCAUAGCCAGGACUCGGAUUCUGCACAAGUCUGUGAAUCUUUGGUAUAGCUGACAUUCCCCGCUGAAGCCUCAGGGGCACGGGGAAACAAACUCUAUUUAAUUCCUGACGUUGGAAGGUCCAACUUGGUAUCUUUAUCAACAGAUCACAGUCACAAUUGAACUUUCCAAUGCUUAACAGUUUCUAUUUGCACAUCACUGGCAAGCACAUUUGAAACUCUGGGAAACUCUUCCCAUGGAAUGUGAGGUUUAUUUUAUACUCUGACUGUAACUUUUCUAUUAUAUUUGCGCAAUAUAAUGCACAAAAAA
Molecule: messenger RNA, 1799 nt
Organism: Nanorana parkeri
Lineage: Eukaryota; Metazoa; Chordata; Amphibia; Anura; Dicroglossidae
Gene: RASSF10
Product: Ras association domain family member 10
Exons: 1
Coding region: 213-1541 (442 amino acids)
Biological process (GO): signal transduction
Source: RefSeq, a predicted model, not a curated record